Molecule: messenger RNA, 1164 nt
Organism: Malaya genurostris
Lineage: Eukaryota; Metazoa; Arthropoda; Insecta; Diptera; Culicidae
Product: carboxypeptidase B1-like
Exons: 3
Coding region: 209-1162 (317 amino acids)
Biological process (GO): proteolysis
Molecular function (GO): metallocarboxypeptidase activity; zinc ion binding
Source: RefSeq, a predicted model, not a curated record
UCCACGUGACAGUAUAUUUACUGUUGUCUCUGCAAUCGUUUGUUGAGAAUGUUACGGGACAGGAAAAUUUACUGAUAUUUUCGAUAUGUAAAUAUGUAAAUUAACGUGAAUUGAUAAUUUGAACAAAUCAGCUAGCGGUUUAGUUCUGUGAGUGGCCGACAAUCUAGAAUGAAUAAAUCAAGAGUAUAUUUAAUUAUCUGAAGCAAAAAUGAGCCUUGAUCAGUCUUCCACGUUCAACGGUUAUCUAUGCCACAAGGAAAUAAACCGAUACCUCGCGGAUUUAGAACAAAACUAUCCAAGUAAGAUAAAAAAAUUCUCCAGUGCCUAUUCCUACGAGGGUCGCGAAAUACGUACCGUCCGAAUCAGUACAAACGUUAAGCAAAAACGGACCAAGUUCUACAUUCUGAUAGACGCCGGGAUCCAUGCCCGAGAAUGGAUUACCAUUUCCGUUGCACUUUAUGUGGUGCAUCAGUUGGUCGAGCGGGACGCAAUCAAUUCGAGGCUGCUACGAAACUUUGACUGGAUCAUUCUACCCCUUUUGAACCCCGAUGGGUAUGAGUAUAGCCGGGAAUAUAACAAAAUGUGGCGCAAAACUAGACGGCCACUGGGACGGGACCGUUGCGUUGGUGUGGAUUGCAAUCGAAAUUUCAAUAUAUCCUGGGGAAUCGGAACCCCGAAGUACUGUUCGCUGGUGUACCGUGGAGAACGGCCGUUUUCCGAGCAAGAGACAAGAAAUGUUCGGGAUAUUUUUCGGAUGCUUCGGCCCAACUGUAAAUUUUAUCUGUCCUUGCAUUCACACGCUAAAGCAAUUCUGUAUCCAAGAGCAUAUUCAAGCACCUUGCCCCAAAACUGGAAACAUCAGGACGAAGUGGCCCAAGCCGGUGCGGACGCGAUCGUGGCCGCAUGUGGCGUCAAGUAUCGUUGCGGUAGUGCAUCCGCCUUCCUGGACAAUGCCGUCGGUGGCUCCAGCAUCGACUAUGCCCACGACAUCGAAAAAGUUCCGUUCGCACUGGUGAUGGAAAUUGCCAGCAAAUGUUUUCAUCCCCCGACGGAGGACAUUGCCCGCAUCUGCCGGGAGAGCUGGAUCGGGAUUCAAGCUAUGGUGCGGCAGUUGGCCAUCAGCCCAAGGAUUUCUUUCACGCGCAGCAAAACUGCCAUCUAGAC